Molecule: messenger RNA, 729 nt
Organism: Trichomonas vaginalis G3
Lineage: Eukaryota; Parabasalia; Trichomonadida; Trichomonadidae
Product: proteasome regulatory particle assembly
Exons: 1
Coding region: 1-729 (242 amino acids)
Molecular function (GO): protein binding
Source: RefSeq, a predicted model, not a curated record
AUGAGAUACGCAAUUAUUUCACACAAUAUUGAUUUUGUUACAUUCUUGAUGAAUGAACACAAUUUAAAGAUCGAUUUAAUGAAAUGUGGAAAAUAUAAAAAUCUUGAAUCAUUUUUAGUUUAUUUUGAUCAAACUAAUGAUAUUGACAAAUGUUUUGUUGAUUCUGCCAUGUUUAAUAUUACAUCCCUUUGCAAAUAUUUCCUUUCAAAUGGUGCAAAAAUCAAUGAAGUAUAUGAAUUUGGAAAAACGGCUCUUCAUUAUUCAGCAGAAAUAAAUGGUAUAGAAACAGCCGAACUUCUUAUUUCGCACCGCGCAAAUAUCAAUGAAAAAGAUCACUCUGGAAAAAUCGCUCUUCAUUAUGCAGCACGUUAUAAUUAUAAAGAAACAGUCGAAUUUCUUAUUUCACAUGGCACAAAUAUCAAUGCAAAAGAUAGAUAUGGGAAAACAGAUCUUCAAUAUGCAACAAUUAAUAAUAAUAAUAAAGAAUUUGUCGAACUUCUUAUUUCACAUGGUGCAAAUAUUAAUGAAAAAGAUAAAGUUGGAGAAACCGCACCUCAUAUGACAACAAUGGCAAAUAUCGAUGAAAAAGAUCAAUAUGGAAACACCCUCCUUUAUAAUGCAUCAUGUAAAAAUAAAAUAGAAACAGCUGAAUUUCUUAUUUCGCAUAAUCCAAAUAUCAAUGAAAAAGAUAAAAAUAAGAAGAUUAAAUCUACAUGUUGUAACAUAUAA